GAGGCGUGGUACAGGGGGCGUGGUUAUACGUACGUACGUACUCUCUCAGGCACGUGGAGCGCGAAGAGUCGAGAUGCAGCAUGAGAUUUUUCUGGCCCUAGCAGGAUGCCCUGGGAGCACCUUUACUGUUUCUAGGGAGUCAGGAUUGUUCGAAGUAAUCACAGAUCUACCAUUCAUUCAUCCUAGUGAAGUUGCUAUACUGAACAGACUAUCUGGUCUUGGGACAUACUACAAGCAGCUAAAUGACUUCACGAAACAACAGACAACUUUCUGCACUGCACUUGACCUUAUAAAAGAUGAAGGGAACCUCUACCACAAAGCGAUGGCAUAUGGGUUUGAUAAGGUUCUUGAUUCAUACAGAAAGAAGCUAGUGGAUGUGGAGCAAAAGGUACAGUACGGGUUUAACACAUACUUCCAACGCAGCCAACACAGUUACAUGUCUCUGCACAUAACUUUUUAAGAGGCUUUAUACUGCGUAUUACGCACAUUGUUGCACAUGUAGUUAGCGUGCUGUCUUAAAAUUAUUCGCUCCCGCAAAAGUGCACAAUAAUAAUACUCAGGUCGCAGCGAUAGCACUAGGGCUCAAAGUCUUUGUGUGACCAUUCCAAUUUAGACUGUAAUGUUUUUUCGGUUUAUCGGCCCUCUCCUAACGCAGGUAUAUAAACUCCAAAGGGUGUAAUCACAUAUAAUGCAUACUGUGAAGUUUAGUCAUUUUUUAAAUGUGUUGAAUACAUGAUUUUUUAGUGUAUGAUGCAGCCAGAUCUUCCUAUUUCUCAUAUUCAACAUGAGUUUGAGGAUUUUCAGCUGUUACUGCCUGCUCUUGAUUCGUGUUUGAAGUAUGUGCACAACCACAAGG
Messenger RNA from Geodia barretti, 856 nucleotides. NCBI's taxonomy places the organism in Eukaryota, Metazoa, Porifera, Demospongiae, Tetractinellida, Geodiidae. The record is from the annotation of a GenBank genome assembly.